AUGACUGAUCAGAAGAAAGACGACUGCAGUCUUGAUGACGCCAGAGGUUAUCUUGAGGAAUAUUUCGUGCCCUUGAUGGGAGAAAUACCAGACGAAGGGCAAGGAGGUCUUAAGGCCAUCGACAUCCUUCACGACGUCUUCAACAGUGGUGAAGUUAAAGGGAAAAGACUAAUAGACGUCGGUUCCGGACCUACAAUCUACCAGAUCAUCAGUGCCAGCAGGGUCUUCCCUGAGAUCGUCUGUGCAGAGUACAGUGAGUCCGGCCGAGCUGAGAUACAGAAGUGGGUUGCUGAAGACCCAGGCGCCUUCGACUGGAGUGAAUACGUGCAGUACUUCUGUGACUUUGAAGGAACCAGAGAUAUUUGGGCAGAGCGCCAGAAGCAGCUUCGCCAGGCUAUUACGGCUGUGGUGCCGUGUGACGUGCACAAAUCCAACCCGGUAGAACCGCUACAGUUGGAACCAUUUGACGCUGUGAUGACGCUUUACUGCAUUGAAACUGCCUGCACUGACAGGAAAUCGUACGUGCAGGCAGUCCGAAACGUGUCCAGUUUGCUGAAGCCCGGAGGGACGCUUAUUCUGCAGACAUACAUAGGUACGCUAAGAUUCCUUAGCAACGGUGCAAGCUUCUAUGCAGUAGGAGGCGUCCGACACCCGACGGUGAAGCUGGACGUGGAUUUCGUACUACAGACCAUCUCUGAUGCGGGAUAUGAAGACAUCAAGUGCUCGUACUACCCUGCAGCCAAACGGGAGCGCUACACAACCAGCGAUCUCACAGCUAUAUUACAUUUAACUGCUAAGAAAAUAUAGAAUAGAA
Molecule: messenger RNA, 814 nt
Organism: Branchiostoma belcheri (Belcher's lancelet)
Lineage: Eukaryota; Metazoa; Chordata; Leptocardii; Amphioxiformes; Branchiostomatidae
Product: indolethylamine N-methyltransferase-like
Exons: 6
Coding region: 1-807 (268 amino acids)
Cellular component (GO): cytosol
Molecular function (GO): N-methyltransferase activity
Source: RefSeq, a predicted model, not a curated record